Molecule: messenger RNA, 1662 nt
Organism: Protobothrops mucrosquamatus (brown spotted pit viper)
Lineage: Eukaryota; Metazoa; Chordata; Lepidosauria; Squamata; Viperidae
Gene: TSLIG2
Product: chromosome unknown C2orf49 homolog
Exons: 4
Coding region: 13-693 (226 amino acids)
Biological process (GO): embryonic morphogenesis
Cellular component (GO): tRNA-splicing ligase complex
Source: RefSeq, a predicted model, not a curated record
GCGUUUGGAAAGAUGGCGGCUUUCAGGGACCGUGGGUUCUCCGCGAAGGAUGGAAGCGGCGACGUGGGGCGGGUGGACUCGGAUCUCCUGUUGCAUCCGGAGUUGCUCUCGCAGGAGUUCCUACUGCUAACGCUGGAGCAGAAGAAUAUCCCAGUAGAAGAUGAGAUGAAAAUCAGUAAAGAUGGCCUUACUGACUUAUAUAUUCAACAUGUCAUACCACUGCCUCAGCGUGAUUUGCCUAAAACCAGAUGGGGAAGAGCAAUAGAAAAGAAAAGAGGUCAGCAAGUGUUGAAACAUGGCACCCAAAGCAUUAUGGCAAUGGAAAGUCUAAGAAAAAGGCCUCUCAUUGUGUUUGAUGGUAGUUCAACAAGUACAAGUAUUAAAGUGAGGAAGACUGAGAAUGGAGCUGAGGAUGAUCUAAAAUUCCUUACACCUGGAAGUACCAAUAUCACAUGUAAAAGCUUGGCUGUUCCUUCAAAUUCCAGAUUGUGCAUAUCUGCUCCCACUUUCUCAUAUAAUGAGGCUAAACAGAACAAUAUUGUAAUUAAUAUGUCACCUGGUCAAAAGUUAUCAGCUUUAGAGCCUCUUACAGGAACUAAUGUGACAUUAAAGAGAGCUGCUCCAAAAGAAGAAUUGGAUUCCUCAAAGCCUCCUGAAUCAAAAAAGAAGAUCCAGCAUGUAACCUGGCCGUGAACCUACAAGAGUUUGAAAUGUAAAUGAUGCUUAGUCUUCAUUUCAGUGCAGAAGAAUUGUACUAACCAGAAAUGCAGAUUGCAGUGGGUAGUUGCUUAGAACUUCACAGUAUGAAGAAAGCACCAUAUGUUCACCAUCAAUCAGAGAAAAUUUAUGUUGCACUUUGAAUUUCCUCUCCAUUUUAGAAGUUCAUUUUGGUAGAACAAAAUUGUUUUACCAGCCCUUUCUUCUGCAUUUUUAACUAUAGUCUAUAGAUCAGGUCUUUGCAUGAUUUGAUAGAGAAAGUUUCUAACUGUUCAGUUGUACAACAAUAUAUUUUUUAAACAUAUAUAUUUAAAUAGUAUGGAAGACUGUUUCCCUAUUCUGCUGAUUUUACUAAGAUAUUUGCACAGAAUGGUUCUGUUGAAAGGCCUAGAAAAAAUAGUUCUCAUUCUUAGGUGCCAAUAUUUUUUUUUAGAAACUAUUUGGGUCCUUUCCAGUUUUCUUUAGAUGAAACUCUGAACUGUGUGCUGGUAUUGCUUCAAAUUGAAGUUUUUGUUAAAAUGGAAGAUCAAAUGGAUUUCUCUUGUCUUUAGAGAUACAUAGGCAGAAGGCCCCCCACCCUCAAGUUUGUGUGUUGAAAAAAAACCCUGUGUGAAGCAGAACUGCAUUUUUUUACAGUAUGUGACCAGAAUUUUAUACUAUACUUGCAUUUUUAAGGAAAACUUAUUUAACUACCAAAUGCCUGACAAAAUUCAGAAGGAAAGUAAUGCUUGCUCUAUUUAUUUAUUUAUGCAACUAGAAAAAAGAUGAACUUAUCAUACAGAGAACAUUCAGUGGAAGUUUGCAGGGAUUAAAGUUCUGUCUGUGAAUAAAUUCUUUGAAACUUUUUUUUUGUUAUUUGAAGUACAAAGCAUCCCAGAAGUUAAAAAUAUUAGAAUUAUGUUUCUAUACAUGAGUUUUAUGUCAUUAAUGAAAUUGCAUUAGUUA